UCACGCUAACAAAGUUAAUAAAAGGCAGUGGCUCUAGCACAUUCCAGGGCAGUUCUUACCGAGACUCCUAACUGUCGGUCGGUGAGAAUUCAGACGUCUUGGAACCGCUCUCUCUGUGUGGAUUUCAACGUUUCUAUUGAGCAGUCAUGCGUGAGUGUAUCUCCAUACAUGUUGGUCAGGCGGGUGUACAGAUUGGUAACGCCUGCUGGGAGUUGUACUGCCUGGAACAUGGCAUCCAGCCUGAUGGACAGAUGCCCAGCGACAAGACCAUUGGAGGAGGCGAUGAUUCCUUCAACACUUUCUUCAGUGAGACUGGAGCUGGCAAACAUGUCCCUAGGGCUGUGUUUGUGGACCUGGAGCCUACAGUUAUUGAUGAGGUACGCACUGGCACAUACCGCCAGCUUUUCCAUCCCGAGCAACUGAUCACUGGAAAAGAAGAUGCUGCCAACAACUAUGCCCGUGGUCACUACACUAUUGGCAAGGAAAUCAUUGAUCUGGUGCUUGACAGAAUCCGCAAACUGGCUGAUCAGUGCACAGGUCUUCAGGGUUUCCUGGUCUUCCACAGCUUUGGUGGUGGGACUGGUUCUGGCUUCACCUCUCUGCUGAUGGAACGUCUCUCUGUUGAUUAUGGAAAGAAGUCCAAGCUGGAGUUCGCCAUCUACCCAGCUCCCCAAGUGUCCACUGCUGUUGUUGAGCCCUACAACUCCAUCCUGACCACUCACACCACACUUGAGCACUCUGACUGUGCUUUCAUGGUAGACAAUGAGGCCAUCUAUGACAUCUGCCGUAGAAAUCUAGACAUUGAGCGCCCAAGUUACACUAAUCUUAAUCGCCUUAUUAGUCAGAUAGUGUCCUCCAUCACGGCUUCUCUUAGAUUUGAUGGAGCCUUGAAUGUAGAUCUGACAGAGUUCCAGACUAACUUGGUGCCCUAUCCUCGUAUCCACUUCCCUCUUGCCACCUAUGCCCCAGUUAUCUCUGCAGAGAAAGCUUACCAUGAGCAGCUGACAGUAGCAGACAUAACCAAUGCUUGCUUUGAGCCAGCCAACCAGAUGGUGAAAUGUGACCCACGUCAUGGUAAAUACAUGGCUUGCUGCCUGUUGUACCGUGGUGAUGUGGUGCCCAAAGAUGUCAAUGCAGCUAUUGCCACCAUCAAGACCAAGCGUAGCAUCCAGUUUGUGGACUGGUGUCCAACUGGUUUUAAGGUUGGUAUUAACUAUCAGCCACCAACUGUGGUUCCUGGUGGGGAUCUGGCCAAGGUACAGCGUGCUGUGUGUAUGCUGAGCAACACCACUGCUAUUGCAGAGGCCUGGGCUAGGCUGGACCAUAAGUUUGACCUUAUGUAUGCCAAGCGUGCCUUUGUGCACUGGUAUGUAGGUGAGGGUAUGGAGGAGGGAGAGUUCUCUGAGGCCCGUGAGGACAUGGCUGCCCUGGAGAAGGAUUAUGAAGAAGUUGGGGCAGAUAGUGCUGAAGCAGAGGAUGAAGGCGAAGAGUAUUAAACCUUUUAAAACAUUUGAAUUAUGCCUUUUUCUUCCCCUGAAGUUAAAGUUCACCAUCUUGUAUGUUUUUUUUAAAUAAAGUUCCAUUUUAAAUAUGGCUCCUAAAUAAGUGAGGACUGUUGAAUUUAAACUUGCAUAAGCUGCUAAAAUCUUACACUAGUAGACAGCGCAGUGUAAAUUACCAUCUGCAAUGGCUUAAAAGGGUUGUCUUAUCUCACCAUUAAAUAGCUUCCCGUGCUAUGCUUUUUAUAUAGCUCCCAUGCACAGCAAUGGGAGCUACUGAAACAGAGGCGUACCGGCCUGCUGCACUGUUCCCCAGGUGCUUGGCGUUUGCUGCUUAGUCUCAUGUCUCCUUGGUAACGGCAAGAUGGGACAUCCGUUUUAAAGGGAACCUGUCACCAUGAAAAUGUAAGCUACAGGCACCAUAUUAUAGAGCAGGUGGAGCUGAGCAGAUAUGUUAUGGGAACUAUAGGAUUCAGCAUAACUUGGAAUUUAUUCAUCUGGGCUUUGAAGUCCAGGAGGUGGUCCAAUCAGUGAUUGACAGCUAUCUGUGUAUACACAGUAAUAGAAGGAAGGCUGUCAGUCACUGGCUCAAACACCAUGUUCAAUGUGACAGGUAUAGCACUUUCCAUUGAGAAUGCAAAACCUGCAGAUGCCCUAGGCUGUAAAGUGCUUGUUUUGCAGUUCUUGGUCAUACCUUAACACAGGUCUUCAAAUCAGUUUCAUUUUUUAUUUUUACUCUAAUGUUUGAAGCUACUUAGUUUACAGGAAUUUUCAUUUGGAGUACUGUGAAAUAAAUAGUAGCAUUACAGCGGGUAAUUAACUGUUAGAGCGGGAGUACUGAGGCGCAUAGUGCAUAAAAACCACUUCUCCCACCAAAUAUCUCAUCAUAAACUAUGCUAGCAGCAGCCCAUUUACCAAUUGCAAACUGGAAAUCUGACUUCCCUUCCACUUUACAUUUAUUUAAAAAAAAAGACCAAUUAGUAAGAUUAGAGGAGAUUUAGUUAGCCUGGUCCUCACACAGACUGACUCAUGUAUCCUGCCCAGACGUAUACAACUCAUAGUACAAACCUAUAUCCUGUCUUACUCUACAGAACAAAUCUAAAUACAUGCUUUUCUAUAAGGGCAUCUGUCACUGGCUGACCUGUUACAUGUGCGCCUGGCAGCUGUGCACAUCUGUUGGUCCCAUGUUCAUAUGUCCUGCAUUGCUGAGAAAAAUGAAGUUUUAAUACAUGCAAAUGAGCCUUUUGAGGCAAUGUGAGAGUUGCUGUUACACCUAAUGACUCUGCAACUGCUGCUCCCUCUCCACAUGGAAAAACAUCAUACUGCCUGGUCCUGUUAAAGUGGAGAGGACUUGGCAGUUGUAGGGAAAGUGGAGCCUCUAGGUGUAACAGCAACGCUCCGUUGCUCCUAGAGGUUCAUUUUCAUAUAGUAAGAUUUUUCUCAGCAAUGUGGACACAUGAAUAUGGGACCAACACAGAUGUCUUCAGCUGCCAAGUGCACAUGUAACAGGUCAGCCAGUGUCAUAGGUACAAAUCUGCUGAGAUGCCUUAAGUCUUGUACAGAUGCUCACAUCACGAUAGCAGACUCUUUAUUUUCUUACCAUUCUACCUUCCAUCAGUAGUAGUAGCUAUAAAUUAUACUGUUUGAAAAUGUAAUAGUUACUAGUGGUGAUAAACUGAGUAACUUCAAAAUG
Messenger RNA from Bufo bufo (common toad), 3192 nucleotides. RefSeq names its product tubulin alpha chain. Gene Ontology annotation, cellular component: microtubule; cytoplasm. The transcript has 4 exons. The record is from RefSeq and is a predicted model, not a curated record. Bases 147 to 1496 code for a protein of 449 amino acids. Gene Ontology annotation, molecular function: GTP binding; structural constituent of cytoskeleton. NCBI's taxonomy places the organism in Eukaryota, Metazoa, Chordata, Amphibia, Anura, Bufonidae. Gene Ontology annotation, biological process: mitotic cell cycle; microtubule cytoskeleton organization.